Ciona intestinalis (vase tunicate) is the source of this 2480-nucleotide messenger RNA. The record is from RefSeq and is a predicted model, not a curated record. NCBI's taxonomy places the organism in Eukaryota, Metazoa, Chordata, Ascidiacea, Phlebobranchia, Cionidae.
CCCUACUUAAUUAAUACAAUUAAGAUAUCAAUUAGGUUCGAAGUAAAACAAAACUUAAAAACAACUUUUCAUACGCUUUGUUUAAAAAGUCACAGCUGUAGGUAUUAGAGAUAUUCUUGCUUUGUUCUUGCAAAAAAUAAAAAGUCGAUUAGUUGGAAUUAAAACUCGCGUUUUUUGUUAAUCUUUUAAAUGACAUUUGCUAGUCUUUUUACAUCAGUAUCAGUUUUCCUGACACAUAUGCCAGUUCCCCGACUAACUGUGUUUAAAAUGAUUUCUCGACACGGCAUAUGUCCUUAGUGUGUGAAAUGACACCGAAAACAGAUGGAAUGUAAAAAGAAAUACAAGCGACCCGUUGAAAGUGGUUGUUAUACAAUUAUUACAGGUGUGGUUUCGUCGAUGCUGUUCUGUUGCAUUUUUUUGUAAAUUCGACGAUGUGUGUUCGACUUAGCAGCUAAAAAUAACCUACUUUAGCGGAAAAAUAAUUUAAAAUAAUAUUGGUAUAGAAUUUAAUAGAAAACAUUCCGGAAUUUUAUAACCAGUAAUCAACUCUAAUCUAACUCGCGAAGGGCUCCAAAAACAGAGCACGACCAGCUCCUGAGCAGUGAGGGGGGAUAUAUAUCUCUCAAAAAGCAUUUGCAGAUACGCUGUUUCUAAGGAUGACAUGGUGAGAUGCACUAGCACACUGCCUCGCAUUUCGCCAGGGGCAAAUACCCAAUAGAAUUUCAGUAUUUGAGUGACGUGCGGUAAAGCCAAUGCUACCCGCUGACAUUCGCGACAUUUUAAAGACCAAUAUUUUCUAAUUACCUUAAACAUCGUUGGGGAUUAGAAUGGAGACCACAACCACAGAACAGGUAGAACACACUGCUGCGUGGCAUUUUAAUAAGGACGUAGGUUUUGAUAAGCAUAUAUGUACAGAUAAAAUUAGACGACGAAGUUAUGGAUGAAGAAUCGGGGUCUGGAUGGUUCGAGGCAUUGAAUAACGUGAGUGGGAACGUGUCAACAAAAUUCACGGGGAAUGCUGGAUUCAACAAAACGUUUUCAUCGCCGGUUGGGGAAACUUUUAAUCACGUCGUGGUCGCCGUUUUGAUGCCAAUGGCGGUUUUUGGAAUUCUCGCCAACAUUUUGACCAUCUACGUCAUCGCGACGUCACCCAAAUUAAAGAAUACUUUCAACAUCUUUAUCAUGAGCCUCUGCUUUUCUGAUCUUUUGUCCUCUCUCAUAAGUCCCCUGUGGGUCUACAGUCGAGUUUGGGGAAGAGUCACUUGGCGGAUUUCUCUUUUUCUUUGUAAGGUAUUAUGGGGUGGGAAUGAUGGAACAUCAGUUGUCACUUCACUGCAUAUCAUGGGUUUCUCAUACAUGCGACUGUGUGCAGUAACCUGGCCACAUAAGUACCGGAAAUUCACGGUCUUACAUGCAAAGGUGCUGGUGUCGGUCAUCUGGAUAGCGGGAUUGGGUGGGGGGUUCGUUCCGACAGCAAUCUGGGCCGAAGUCAUAACGGAUAAAAACAAAAGGAGUCCUUCAUGUUCCAUUGGUUCGAAAUGGNAUCAAGAGUUCAUUGGUUACACGUUGAUCGGAUUUCCAAUAUUUUUUUACCUUCCAAUGGUGUUGGUGGUAAUAUCUUCAGUAGCCCUGGCAGUGGUUCUGUUCAAGAAAAGAGAGAAGCGGAAAAAAAUGCGAGAUGCUCGUAACCAAUCUGAGAUAGCACGACAGCGGAAAGAAAACCAAGCGAUCGUUCAACUAGCUUUUGUUGUUGGCUCAUUUAUGAUUGGUUACGUUCCAUACACAGCUUUCUAUGUGUCCGUUAAAAUGAUUGAACACCCACGCUACAAAAUGACAUUCAAUUUGUGGUUUUCUACAAUCGCAUUCAUGCUUCUCCGACUGAGCGAAUGUCUCAAUCCAAUCCUGUACAAUUUAACAUCCAGGAGUAUUCGUGCAGAAACAAUAAAAGUCCUAAACAAACUUCAAUGCUGCCGCAGUACACGUAUCAGCAACAAGGGCAUUGACUUUCCUCCGACUAAAACGAGUUCAACGCGGAGAUCGAAGGAGUUUCGUGCAUGACUUUUAAUAAUGGCCCCACUGUUUUGUCUAAUUUAAACAAUAUCGUGUGAAUUUGUAGCCGUGUCGUAAUCCUGUAUUGCUGUUAUGGUUCUGUUCGUUUACAUUGUAAAAACAAGACACACAUACGUCCGUAGCAGGGACGAGCCGUUAACUUACCCCCUUUAGGUUAGAGGCAGGCUGACCGACCGAUAUAUUAUAUAAACAACGAUUGGCCCCAAAUCUCAAUCUGAACAGGACUUUCCAGAGCUCAACACAAAUUAAGAACAACAAGAACAAGAAUAGCAUGUUUGAUGAAAAAGGGCAUAUAUAGCCGCUUAUACGCACUGAACAAGCUCGACGUCACAACACUGUAUACAGCUUCAUCGGUUUUGCUAUAUCUAUUUCUGUUAACGCACAUGUCAAUACACUUCGUAAGCCUACUA